AAAAUACAGCAGCUCUCAGAAGGCUCCAUGUUUGGCCAUGGCCUGAAGCACCUUUUCCACAGUCGCCGCAGGUCGCGGGAACGGGAGCACCAGAACUCCCAGGACUCUCUGUCGCAGCACUACGGGAUGUCUGACCACGACUCCCCUGAUGAGAAGGAACGCUCGCCAGAGAUGCACCGUGUCUCCUACGCCAUGUCCCUCCACGACCUUCCUGUACGCCCCACUGCCUUCAACAGGGUGCUGCAGCAGAUCCGCUCCCGCCCAUCCAUCAAGAGAGGGAGCAGCUUGCACAGCGGCAGCCGCCGGAGCAAAAGCAGCUCCCUUGAUCCCCAGAAAGGCAGCCCACAUCUGGUCCGGAAGGCUCCCCAGGAUAGUAGCCUCACAGCCAUACUGCAUCAGCACCAGGGCCGGCCAAGGUCUUCAUCUGCCACAGACACCGCCAUCUUGCUGGCUGAAAGUGGGGCUGUGUACCUCCUCCCGGAGGAGUCGGAGUGCCUCGCCGACAAGCUGGACAAAGGGGACGUGAGCACGCUUAGCCUGCCUUCCAACGCCAGCCAUGGCGACGCCGACGUCAGCAACAUCUGCUUGGAUGUCCCAGAUGGCGCCCCAGACCCGCACAGGACGAAAGCCGCCAUCGACCACCUGCACCAGAAAAUCCUCAAGAUCACCGAGCAGAUCAAGAUUGAGCAGGAGGCUCGGGACGACAACGUAGCCGAGUACCUGAAGCUGGCCAACAACGCUGACAGGCAGCAGGCCUCCCGCAUCAAGCAAGUCUUUGAGAAGAAGAACCAGAAGUCGGCCCAGACCAUCGCCCAGCUCCAUAAGAAGCUUGAGCACUACCACAAGAAGCUAAAGGAGAUUGAACAGAACGGGCUCUCCCGACAGCCCAAGGAUGUCUUCCGGGACAUGCACCAGGGCCUCAAGGAUGUGGGGGCCAACGUCCGGUCCAGCAUCAGCGGCUUCGGAGGCGGGGUAGUGGAAGGCGUCAAGGGAAGCCUGUCGGGUUUGUCCCAGGCCACCCACACGGCUGUGGUCUCCAAGCCCCGGGAGUUCGCCAGCCUGAUCCGGAACAAGUUUGGCAGCGCCGACAACAUCGCCCACCUGAAGGACACUCUGGAUGACGGGCACCCCGAGGAGGCCUCGAGGACUCUGAGCGGCAGCGCCACCCUGGUGUCCAGCCCCAAGUACGGCAGCGACGACGAGUGCUCCAGCGCCACCUCAGGAUCUGCGGCGGGCAGCAACUCAGGGGCAGGGCCCGGCGGCUUGGGGAGCCCCAAGUCCAAUACCCUGGACAGUCACCACAAUAACUUUGACACCAUCCUGGAGGAGCUCCGGGAGAUUAAGGACAGUCAGUCGCACCUGGAGGACUCGAUGGAAGAUCUCAAGGCGCAGCUGCAGAGGGACUAUACCUACAUGACGCAGUGCUUGCAAGAGGAGCGGUACAGAUACGAACGCCUGGAAGAGCAGUUGAAUGACCUGACGGAGCUCCACCAGAAUGAAAUGACCAACCUAAAGCAAGAGCUAGCCAGCAUGGAGGAGAAGGUGGCCUAUCAGUCCUAUGAGAGGGCCAGGGACAUCCAGGAAGCGGUAGAGUCGUGCCUCACCCGCGUCACCAAGCUGGAGCUCCAGCAGCAGCAGCAGCAGGUGGUGCAGCUGGAAGGGGUGGAGAACGCCAAUGCCCGGGCCCUGCUGGGCAAAUUCAUCAACGUCAUCCUGGCCCUCAUGGCGGUGCUGCUCGUCUUCGUCUCCACCAUCGCCAACUUCAUCACGCCCCUCAUGAAGACCCGCAUGCGCAUCCUCAGCACCGCCCUGCUGUUCCUCUUCCUCCUCUUCCUCUGGAAGCACUGGGACUCCAUCACUUAUUUCCUGGAGCAUGUGUUGCUCCCCAGCUGAUUCCCUGGGGCAGGAUUCCAUUUUCCUACUGAGAAAACAGGAAAGGGAGGGGGGAGAAACUGGAGCCUUCCAUAAAAUGUCUUCAUUCAUUCAGUUCAGUCUGGUUUCCCACCCCCUGCACCCAUCCGUGUUCACAUCCAGCAUCCUUAUUGUGGCCAGGAGCAUGGGCUGUUGAGCCACGAUUGUUCACUCCUCCGUGAAGCCCUGGAAGGUGAGGAUGGGGAGAGCGAUGGAGAGUUUGGAAGAAGCCUGUAACUGACAUGUUUUUUUUUUUUUUUAAAUGACAUGAUCGUGAUAGUCUCUGGGCACGAGGCUUUCUUUACAUGCCAGCCGCCACCGGGACUGGAAUUUAAAAGCUUUGUAUCCAGAGCUGAGUUUGCCUUCGAACCCAGCCACUGGGAAACUUUCUCUAGAGAGAGGAGAGGUUUUUUCUUAAAGACAAGGCUGGCGAAAAGCUCAUACCUGGGAUGCAAUAAAGAAAUCAAUAGCAAGAGGAAGAAGUGGAGCUCAAGUGAAUAUUCUAAUGUUUCUGCUCCCAGGAGAGCUUGCAUAUUUGAUGAAGCAGAAUGUACACAUCACACCAGCUUCUCCAGACCAGAUGCACGUGCAUUCCCAUUGUUACCAAACAGCUGACAAGCCGGAUGCAGAAUUGGGGUUGCUAUUUAUUUAUUAGGAUGGCGUCCUUUGCACAGCUGAUCAUUGGCGUGUGGCCAGCGGAUACCAGUUCGGGUUCCGAUCAGAAAACUCGUACACUUCUGGCACAGGUGAAACACAUUGUGUUGGCUUUUGUUUUUUUCUCCUUUGGCUUUCGUUUGAUCUCUUCAGGGACACGUGGACCUUCCAACAUCGCACCUAUGAAAUUUACGAUCUACGCAAAGCGUUGUGCGCAUGUUUUAAUUUAUUUCGAGGUUCUGUUUCCAUUUGUGAAUCAAGCGUGGGGGUAAAAUGCAGCUGCUAUCACAGCCUCCAUGUCUCUAAAGAAGACAGAGCAUGUUGUCUCAAAAGUUUCUUGAAUGGUUUCAUAUUUAUGUGCGUGUGUGUAUGUAUACACACAUACAAUCACAUCCUCUCCUGUUGCAAUUGGGUUUAGCUCCAGUGACUUCAGUGGAGCUGCGCCAGUUUACAGUCAAAGAAUUUGGCCAUUCGUCUCUUUGAAGUUCAUUCCUGCUUUCCUGACACAGCCAGAACUUCCACGGAUGCUUGUGGUGUACUAAAGAAGUCAGUGGAUGUGGUGGGUGUGGCACGGAAUGCAGGAUUGAGUGCUUGGAAGGAGGGGUUGUCAUA
This is a messenger RNA of Terrapene triunguis (Three-toed box turtle), 3177 nucleotides long. RefSeq names its product transmembrane and coiled-coil domains protein 2. The transcript has 4 exons. The record is from RefSeq and is a predicted model, not a curated record. Gene Ontology annotation, biological process: amyloid precursor protein metabolic process. Lineage: Eukaryota; Metazoa; Chordata; Testudines; Emydidae. The coding region runs from base 28 to 1893 and encodes 621 amino acids. Gene Ontology annotation, cellular component: endomembrane system.